Molecule: messenger RNA, 1230 nt
Organism: Myxocyprinus asiaticus (Chinese sucker)
Lineage: Eukaryota; Metazoa; Chordata; Actinopteri; Cypriniformes; Catostomidae
Exons: 7
Coding region: 129-1190 (353 amino acids)
Biological process (GO): immune response; inflammatory response
Molecular function (GO): cytokine activity
Source: RefSeq, a predicted model, not a curated record
CAAACCACAUGCUUUGGACAUCAGUACGCAGCUUCCUCUUCCUUCCGCACUAUUAGGUCUACUGACUUUAAAAAGGCUGUAUUUUAGAGCCACACUUACACAUCCUUGUAAUCGGUGUUGAGAUCAACAUGGCAGCAGAGGGGAGUCUUGUUAGCGGUGGUGUGACGUUGCUCCAUACUGAGAGUGAAGGGAAACACUCCUAUGAAGUGAAGAACUUUUUGAACUAUAACAAUGGAAUUUUUCUAAGAAAUGGAGAUAAACUCUUGAUGCUAAACGGGAAAGACACUGAGGGUUUACGUCCAGAAGCAGUUGCAGAGAUUCUGUCUGAAGGAUCCCCCCUACUGACUAUCCAUCAUCCCUGCAAGGUACAAACAGAGUGUACAUCUGAGGAGAUCAGAGCAUACAAAAAGGAGCCGACAGUCAUAAAGUUCAGCCUGAUGAUGGUAAAAGAGGAAAAUCUGGGGACAGGUGGCCACCAGGAAACACCACAUCCAGAAGAAGAGUGGGAAGAUAUGGACAUCGAGGAUGACUGUUUCAGUGAUGAAGAAUUGCUUCUUGUCUCAUUUGGUGACACAAGCUUCUCCAUGGUGGUUUCUCGGGGCUCGGAUGCUGACAACCCUUGCCACAACUGUGGAAAGACAGAUUGCCAAUUUAACGAAGUUGUUGUCAUGCCUGAGACAGCUGAGAUUGCCUUUAAUCCUUCACGGAUUGUGAAAAUGAUGAAAGAACGGAGUAAUCUGUACCUGAAAAGUUACAUCAAGGGCAAGUACAUCACCCCAUGGAGGGAGCAGAUAUUUUUGAAGGACACCAUGUCAGCACCAAUCACCAUCUACUACUAUAUGGUCAACAUUCUGGACAGCAAUGCGGGUGUUCCUGUUGUGCUGAACUUCACUGGCACCAACAACUUCUUCCGCUGCACUACUGAGCAAGAUAAGAAGACUUUAAAAGUCGAGAGUUAUACUAAAAGCGAGCUGAAAAACAUCUGUGCCGAUGACCCAGACAAAUGGUCCUUUGUAUUCUACAUGACUUCGGAGGAUGGCAGUCUCCGUCGUUUCGAGUCAGCUCUCCACAGAGGAUGGUUUAUUCACAUCCAAAAUGUCUGUGAGAGUGAUAAAGUAGACAUGCAUGAAAGACAGAAUGAUCCACCCAACAUGUUCUUUAUUAUAAUUGAGAGUAAGACCAUAAAUUAAGGGUCAGAAACCUUAUCAACAUGUCAUAGUGAAAGAAAAG